AUGCAUGUAAUGGUCACUGACAAAGGAGAAGGUGUUCAUUAUCUGAACAGUGGAAAAGACUUUUCUAGCCAUUACUCAAAUCCAGAAGCCAUGGAAGAAAAGGAGGAAGCUGAAGAAGAGAAGCCCGUGGCUGGCGCGCCCUCUUUGAGUCAUGACCUUUCCAUGGUUGAACAUGCAGCGUGGUCUUGGGAGCAGUACCUGCAAGAACAGAAAGCAAUAGCAGCACCUGUUGAACUGUUUUCCAAGGAUCAGUCCUUUCCAGAAUAUGAAAAUGGUUUUCAAAUUGGAAUGAGAUUAGAAGGCGUUGAUCCCCGACAUCCGUCUGUAUUUUGUGUGCUUUCUGUAGCUGAGGUGUGUGGUUACCGUCUAAGACUUCAUUUUGAUGGUUAUUUAAGCUGCUAUGAUUUUUGGACCAAUGCUGGUUCCCCUGACAUCCACCCAGUGGGGUGGUGUGAAAAGACCAAACAUGAACUUCACAUCCCUAAGGGUUAUAGAAAAGAUAAAUUUGUUUGGAUGGAUUACUUGAAAGCCUGCAAAUUGCAAAAUGCUCCCAAGAAAUUAUUCAGAAACAGAAGUUCUAAUGGGCUAACACCUAAAGAAUUUCAAGUUGGAAUGAAGCUGGAGGCCAUCGACAGGAAGAACCCAUCCUUGGUGUGUGUGGCGACCAUAGCAGACAUUGUUGAAGAUCGCUUACUAGUGCAUUUUGACAAUUGGGAUGAUAGUUAUGAUUACUGGUGUGAUGUGAAUAGUCCCUAUGUCCAGCCAGUUGGUUGGUGUCAGGAGAAUGGGAGAACUUUGAUAGCACCUCAAGGUUAUCCUAAUCCAGAAAAUUUUUCCUGGACAGAAUAUCUGGAAGCUACUCAAACUCAUGCAGUUCCUGCCAAAGUUUUUAAAAUGAGAUUGCCUCAUGGUUUUCUGCCAAAUAUGAAACUUGAAGUUGUGGAUAAACGAAACCCCAGGUUGAUUCGCGUUGCUUCGAUUACAGAUGUUGAUGACCAAAGAGUAAAGGUUCAUUUUGAUGGUUGGGACCAUAAAUAUGACUACUGGAUAGAAGCAGACAGCCCUGACAUUCACCCUAUUGGAUGGUGUGAUGUGACUGGGCAUCCACUGGAAGUGCCAUGUAGAGCAAAUGAUGUGAAAAUCCUUCCAGGUCAAGCUGUUUGUCCUACUCCAGGGUGCCGAGGAAUAGGCCAUAUCCGUGGUCCACGUUACUCAGGACAUCACAGUGCGUUUGGCUGCCCGUAUUCGGACAUGAACUUGAAAAAGGAGGCAACGCUUCAUGAUCGUCUGAGAGAACUAACACAGGCAAAUUUUGAAUCAGAGUCUUCACAUUCAAAACAGAAAAACCUCUGUAGUUUGAGCUUCAGUGGGAAACAUGAAAAGGUGAACAGUCAGCCCAGACUUGUACAGCAGGCAAAGAGUUUGAAAAUCAAAGGAAAAGAAGAUAUUGACUUGGAUAAUCUCUUCAGAGAGUACUCAGCCGAGCAGACACAGCAGGCGCUUCACCAAUCGGUCUUCAUGUCUUCCAUGUCGGCCCACCCUUUCCGGGACCUUCCCCUGGGCAGGGAGCAGCACUGCAAGCUGCUUCCAGGCGUGGCGGACAUCCAGGCCAGCCAAGUGGCCAGCUGGACAGUGGACGAGGUGGCUGAGUUUGUACAGUCUCUCCUGGGCUGUGAAGAACAGGCCAAGUGCUUCAGGAAAGAGCAAAUCGAUGGCAAAGCCUUCCUGCUUCUGACACAGACAGACAUCGUCAAGGUGAUGAAGAUCAAACUGGGCCCAGCACUGAAGAUAUACAAUUCCAUCCUGAUGUUCAGAAACUCCCAGGACCUCACUGAGGAAGACCCUGCCCUAAGCCAGGUCAGGGGGUAG
Lepus europaeus (European hare) is the source of this 1869-nucleotide messenger RNA. It is a transcript of the gene L3MBTL4, whose product is annotated as L3MBTL histone methyl-lysine binding protein 4. Bases 1 to 1869 code for a protein of 622 amino acids. Lineage: Eukaryota; Metazoa; Chordata; Mammalia; Lagomorpha; Leporidae. The record is from RefSeq and is a predicted model, not a curated record. Gene Ontology annotation, molecular function: zinc ion binding; protein binding. Gene Ontology annotation, cellular component: nucleus. The transcript has 17 exons. Gene Ontology annotation, biological process: regulation of DNA-templated transcription.